UCGACAUAUAAGAAGUAGUUGGAGGCAGACUGUCACACAUACUGGAUCUGAGCGCUUGUGAACUGCUCAGACAUGGAUGUAACUCGGUUUUUGACGCUGCUGUUGAUUUCCUUCUGCUUUUCUGCCACAGAUGCCUCAGGUAAAGGACGAGGUUUUAUCGGGAUUAAGGACCCUACAAACUCAAAUCAAGUUGUUGUGGACCGGGGCAACUUCUGACACAUUGAAGAGCAACCUGACCACGGUCUUCCUCCCGAUUGUCUACAUCAUCGUGUUUGCAGUGGGACUUCCUGCCAAUGGCAUGGCCAUCUGGGUGUUCCUCUUCCGGACCAAGAAGAAGCACCCGUCCUCCAUCUACAUGGCUAACCUGGCUCUGGCGGACCUGCUCUUCGUCAUCUGGAUCCCCUUAAAGAUAGCGUACCACUUCAACGGCAACGACUGGAUCUACGGAGAGCCGCUGUGCAAAGUACUAGUGAGCUUCUUCUACGGGAACAUGUACUGCUCGGUGCUCUUCAUCGCCUGCCUCAGCGUGCAGAGGUACUGGGUGGUGGCUCACCCUCUGUCCCAGCAGAGGAAGAACAACAAAGUGGCUGUUGGCGUCUGCGUUGCCAUUUGGGCUUUCAUCUGGCUCACCAGCACGCCUUUGUACCUAUACAACCACACCGCCAGACUAAAAGACCCCAACAUCACCACCUGCCAUGACGUUAACAUCAUACGUGAUCCCCUGAAUCCUUUCCCCGACGUGCAGCUGCCUUACUACUACUUCAUCUUCAUGGGUUUGGUUGUGUUCCUUGUUCCCUGUAUCAUAAUCGUUGUGGCCUACAUUCUUCUGCUCAGAGCUCUCGGGAACAGCAUGGAUGAUAGCACUGCGGCAAAGAACCGCCAGAGAGCCAUUGUGCUGAUCGUGACUGUCCUGGUGACAUUCCUGGUGUGUUUCAUCCCCAGUAACAUCAUGCUGGUGGUGCACUACUCUUUGCUAAAAGAUGGAGUGAUAAACAAUGGGUACGGUUUCUACAUCUCCACGUUAUGCCUGGCCAGCCUCAACAGCUGCCUAGACCCGUUUAUCUACUACUUUGUGUCGGAGGACUUCAGGAACCACGUGAAGAACACUCUGCUGUGCAGGAGCAGCCGGACUGUGGAGAGGAUGAGAGUGUCAUUCAGCUCCAUGAAAUACUCCAGGAAGAGCAAGUCAUAUGUGUCAGAUAGCGGAAACACGCAGAGCAGCAGCUGUUAGAGAUAAGGUGGAUAAAUGCGAGCAAAGAAAGACUUUGAUGGGAUAUCGUGCAUCGUGCCCGUGCUUGCACACUGGUGUGAUGAGAAAAAACAGGGUACUGCACAGACCUUGUGGCACUGACACAGUGGAUAGGUCUGUAAUUAUGGACAUAAGGCCCAUCAGUCAUAACCAGGUAGCCUCAGCAACCCAAUCAUCAAGAAAAAUUGAAAAAUUCUGGCAUUCUAUGUUUCCACAAACCACAGAUAUGUUACAUUUGCACGUUAUUAUUAUGUAGUGGUUUUGGUGAAACUUUUCAAUAACCACUUGGUUGUGGUUAGGAAGAGGAUACUUUUUGGUUUGAAAUUCACAGUUUUGGGUGCAAAAUCCCAGCAUGUAAAACAGCGAUAUCCUAGUUAAUAAUAACUUUCUUUUAGUGACACUGUCCCCGCUGGACAAAACAGCAGUUGGUCACUUAAAAACACCCAUGUUUAGGGGUUAAAAGCUGCUGGAAACUCACAGACAAGCUCCUAAAAAUAUAGCGCCACAUUUGAUCUGCAGAAAACAUAUCGAAAAAAUACCCAUGUUUUGGUGGUAAGCUGCUGGAAACACAGCAUCUGGUCCCUAAAACACACCCACGUUUGGGGGCUAACAUACUGCUGAAACACAGCGAGGGGUCCUUAAAAUCGUAGUUUGCGGAAACAUGCAAUAGUAACUUUUCUUUUGCUGAUUAGGCUAAUUUCAGAUAAUCAAAGAUGUGAAGGUGACGAUAGUUGGAGGACAUUUUAAGAUGUAUAUGACUUCAUUAUGAACUGCUGUUUUGUGUGAAGCAUGAAUCCAUAUUUUUAAGUAUAUAUAUGAUGGAAGGCCUAUUAAAGACUGACAUUUGGUCCUCUUGGCUGGACAAAAUGUGGAUUUUCAUAAGACUUUUGACUGACCUGUUCACUGCACUGAACAUGAGGAAUAAAAAAAGCCAAAUUAUAAUGUGUGCAGAGUAACAGCACAAAAGAGAAUCAUAACGUUAACUCAAACAACAACAGGACUUCCUUAAUAUUUAUUCCUGUUUAUUUUUAUGGUCUGUUUCUGCAGCCAACAUGUUUAUCCUGCCAUUUUUAACUUCAUGUGUUUAAGUGUUUGUUUUCAUGUGUGUAAUGAGGAAAUAUGUGCCAUUGUUACAUAGUUUCUUAAAUAAAUGAAAAAGCUAUAGAUCCA
This is a messenger RNA of Plectropomus leopardus (leopard coralgrouper), 2419 nucleotides long. It is a transcript of the gene f2rl1.2, whose product is annotated as coagulation factor II (thrombin) receptor-like 1, tandem duplicate 2. Gene Ontology annotation, cellular component: plasma membrane. Gene Ontology annotation, molecular function: thrombin-activated receptor activity. Gene Ontology annotation, biological process: phospholipase C-activating G protein-coupled receptor signaling pathway; blood coagulation; positive regulation of Rho protein signal transduction. Lineage: Eukaryota; Metazoa; Chordata; Actinopteri; Perciformes; Serranidae. The record is from RefSeq and is a predicted model, not a curated record.